AUGAUUGAUGUAACAGAACCAUUACUUUCAAAAUCUAUUCGAAGUCGUUCAGUACCAGCAAAAUCUAAGAUUAUUCAUGAUUUAGGAACAUCAACAUUAACAACUAUGACACCAAUAACAAAACAUGUACAUAAUAUAUCAUUAGUUACUUUAGCACAAAAUUUUGCUCAUCGAGUUUCAAAACGUCAAGAAAAUUAUCAAAAAUUUUCAGCAUCUUUAUUAAAAAAUAAAACUUUACUUGUACCAACACGUUUAGCACUUAAACGACAACGAGCAGCAUUUAGAAGUCCAUUAUUACAAUAUGAACCUGUACGAUCGGAAAGAUUUCAAAUUGAAUUAGGAAAUUUAGAUAAUACAAUAAUACAAAAUCAUCGAGAUGAUACACGUCCAACAACAACACCAGAAGAUGAUAAUCGUAUUAGAUCAACAUCAAAUCAAACUAAUUCAUUAAGAGAAGAUACUCCUCAUAUAUUGCCAACAGAUAUUUCACUUAUGUAUAAAGAAAAACCUGUAUUUCUUCAUCCAAUAACUGGUCAUUUUAUUGUACAAUAUGUUGAAGACAAUGGUAGUCCAUCACCAUGUUCAUAUGUUUUACCACGUAAAUCAUGUCGAGAAAAAAAUGCUCCUGCAUAUACAUUUGGAACGAGAUGUUUAGUUGAAAAAAAAGGUGGUUCACGUACUGCUUGGCAAAAACAAUGGUUUGCUAAUUCAAAUCCAUUUACAACAAAAGUUGAUUUUAAUCGUGAAUGUGCUUGGCCAACACCAUUUCAUUAUUAUGUACAACCAACAUUAGGUCUUCAAACAACAAAACCUACUUUUCCAGCAUGGUCUAUUGCAACACGUCUACAAGAUAGUCCGACAUUAAUAUCAGACAAAAAUCCUGCUCCGGAUACAUAUGAUACAACGACAGCUUUUCGAAAAUUAACAGCAAAAAGUACACCAAUAACAUUAAAAUCACGAAUAGGUGGAACAAAAAUAACAACUAAUCAAUCAAUAGAUAUAACACCAGGUCCUGGUGCUCAUGAUGACAGUAAAUUUCUUUCGAAUAGACGUUCAUCACCAAAACAUUCAUUUGGUAAACGUAUACCAGCCUCACUUUGUCAAGAUCCUUAUGUUAAUGUUAUACCAUCAAUUUGA
Rotaria sordida is the source of this 1137-nucleotide messenger RNA. The record is from the annotation of a GenBank genome assembly. NCBI's taxonomy places the organism in Eukaryota, Metazoa, Rotifera, Eurotatoria, Philodinida, Philodinidae.